Maniola jurtina (meadow brown) is the source of this 3004-nucleotide messenger RNA. RefSeq names its product BTB/POZ domain-containing protein KCTD16 (gene Ktl). The coding region runs from base 725 to 1426 and encodes 233 amino acids. The record is from RefSeq and is a predicted model, not a curated record. Lineage: Eukaryota; Metazoa; Arthropoda; Insecta; Lepidoptera; Nymphalidae. The transcript has a single exon. Gene Ontology annotation, biological process: protein homooligomerization.
AAAAACCGGCGCACGCUCUACCCUCAAUAUGCAAAUGAAGGAAAUUGUUUUCCUGUUGGUAUGUGAGUGAGAUAGAUAUUCGUUAUAUUGAAAUCAAAUAUGCUAAAGAUAUGCUACAACAAAAAUAAAAUAGGUUAGUACGGUUAGUACAUAUUAUAAUGUUCCCGAGAAGUUAAUUACGUUUGUUAAAGGAAAUUAAUUUGUUCGAAACCAAAUAUACUCGAAUUAUAAGUACGAAAUACGCAGAAUUUCGGUUUAAAUUACGUUAUUUACAAUAGGAAAUACUUAAUUAAAUUAGCGGUUUCAGAUUAAAUUUUAAAACUCGAAAGCUAUUUUUAUACAUUCAGCUUCCUGAAAUAAAAGGAAAAGCGUUAAAAUUUCCAACUCCGAAAGACGAAAACAAAAGCUCAUUGAGUAAACAUUGCGUUGUAAAUUGUUGAUUCAGUGCAUAGUCCAGAGUUCUCCUGUAAACAGCGGCCGUCAAUGUGUCGCAACUUCUCAAAGUUUUCGGAAAUAAUAAACCAUCUGUUAGCUGAUAGUAACUGUCGACCUCGAAGGUCAGCGAAGGCUCUCACGACGAGUUCGAAACGAAGGGGUAGGAAAUGAUUACGUCCGAGUCAGUAACCCGGGCGUGUGUUAUUGAUGGGAGGGCGCGGGUGCGGGCGGCUCGCGAAGUGGGUCAGAGGGGCGCGCAGUCGCGGCACUGCGCCCUCGCUCUCCAGCCAUGGCGGACGCGCCGUGCGAGGUCCUCGAGCUGAACGUCGGCGGCGUGCACUACGCCACGACGCGCGACACGCUGUUGCGCGAGCCGGACUCGCUGCCGGCGGUCGCGCUGCGCGACGCCGACCAUCCGCGCGACGCCCGCGGACGCAUCUUCUUCGACCGCGACGGCGUCCUCUUCAGAUACGUCCUCGACUAUCUCCGAGACGGCGGGCUCGUCUUGCCCGAGUGUUUUCGCGAGCACAAACGCUUAGCGCGCGAAGCCAGGCAUUACAGACUCGUCGGACUAGAAAACGCGGUCCGAGAUGCCGAUCCGCGGCCGCCUAAUCGCGAAAAGGGCUGUAUCACCGUCGGAUACCGCGGGAGCUUCGCCUUCGGGCGCGACGGGCUCGCAGAUGUGAAAUUCCGCAAGUUGUCGCGGAUUCUGGUGUGCGGGAAAGUGACGCUGUGCCGGGACGUUUUCGGCGAGACCCUGAACGAAUCCCGAGACCCCGACCACGGUCUGGCCGACCGGUACACUUCCCGGUUCUUCCUUAAACAUUCGUUCAUCGAGCAGGCGUUUGAUAACUUACAAGAGCAGGGGUUCAAGCUGACGGCCAGCUGCGGGAGCGGCACGGCCGGCGGCGCCGCUGAGCUCAAGCCUGGAGUCGACUCCGAGGAGAAUCGCUGGAACCACUACAACGAAUUUGUGUUCGUACGCGAAUAACUGCCCGGCCGAAUGUGAUACUGAAUUUGCUGAGGCAAAGUUUGGAGUGCAAGACUUCAGUGGCUGAGCCGCUGCAUUUGAAAUGUUCUAAUUGAUAUCAGCUCGCAGGUAACAUAGUAAACAUCGUACCGAAAUUUUAUAUUUCUUUAUCACCUGUGUAUUUUCAACUAAUACUAUAUAAUUUAAGAAAAACUUGCGAAAACUUUUGUCUUCUUAUUUUUUACUCAACGACAAAAUAUUCAACUGUUUCGACAAUUAUUAGGUACGUUUAAUAUCGUACUAGAAAUAUUGAUAUAUUGAAAGAUUAUUAUGAUAAAGACAUGUUUACAUAGAUAUAGGUAGAUAUUUAUGUAGAUAAAUCGAACUUAAAUGUAUUCGUGUAUCAAAUAAGUAAGUAGUUAAAACAUAAAUGUAUUAGAAUAAAUGUAUAAAUAUUAAAUGUAGAAGUUACCUCCUUUUAGAGCUGGUCUUGUUUACUGUAACAAAUUCUAAGUAUUUCUAUCGUAUUAUCUAUUUUAUAAAGGAUUUUUAUUAUACUUAAUGAUUAAUUAAUUAAAUUAACGAUGUAUUUUUGGGAUUGCGUAGGUAAAGCUUUGGAAUCUACACAUUCUCAGUACCUAACUAAUGUUAAAUUCUUAAACAUUUUAUCUUGUUUUCUUAGUUGUACACUUUCAAAUGUAUCUUUUAAAAAAUUAAUAUAAAUAAACUGUAACGAUUUAGUUAAAUUUUCAUAGAUAUAUAUAUUUUUAUCUUUACAAUAAUACAUUUUAUGUACGUUAAUAUUGUAUUCAGACUUCAGCUGAAUUUAAAAUGUUUUACAAAUUUUAUCUACGGGUCAACUGUUAUUGUUUUAUUCAAAUUUUAUUAAACUGGUCCUUGUAUUGUAUCUUUGGAAUGAUGGGAAACUUUUUCUGGAGUUUUGCCAUUAAGUCGUACUCUAUAUAAAUUUAAUGCAUAAUGAACGUUUUGAUUUCACCAUUGACUUAUAAUAGUACUUAGUCUAAGGAUUUCAUAAAUUAUGUACCUACGUAUUUUGAACGAGGUGAAUAUUUAGCCAAGAAUUCCGUUUUUAAGGCUUCGUAACUGACGGGUUUCAACGGAACCCUAUUAUUAAGCCUCCGCUGUCUGUCUGUCAGCGGGCUGUAUCUCAUGAACCGUAAUAGGUGGAGUUGAAAUUUUUACCCAAUGCGUAUUUCUGUUACCACUGUAACAAUAAAUAAUAAAAACCCAAGAUGGCGAAUUUCAAAAUAGUUCGUGUGCGAAUCCUAACCGCACUUGACCGGGUUUUUAUACAGCCACCGGCAAUUGGAGUUAGAAACUUAUAACUCCGAUUGUACUUUCAAGGGCUCGAGAGUCAGUAGAAAUGAAGAGGUUGAUAAAACGUUAUUAGCUAAUACAGUUCUCGCAUUGCCGGAUUUUAGCGUUCAGGUACGAUACCAUGUAGAAACCAAAGGAGUUCUUAUGGGUUUAAUGAAAAUUGCCAUAUCCCUUCCAGGUUAGCCUGCUUCCAUCUUAGACUACAUCAUCGCUUACCACCAGGGGAGAUUGCUCAAGGGCUAAUUUGGGUCUGAAUAAAAA